This is a messenger RNA of Ceratotherium simum simum (southern white rhinoceros), 3187 nucleotides long. RefSeq names its product spermidine/spermine N1-acetyl transferase like 1 (gene SATL1). Gene Ontology annotation, molecular function: spermidine binding; diamine N-acetyltransferase activity. The record is from RefSeq and is a predicted model, not a curated record. Lineage: Eukaryota; Metazoa; Chordata; Mammalia; Perissodactyla; Rhinocerotidae.
GUCAACCAGUCUGAAGUCUACUCCUAAGGCCAACCAGGCACGAAUCAACUGGGCAUGAACCAAUCAGGCAUGAACCAAUCAAGCUUACCAGACAUGAAUCAACCAGGCACCAGCCAGCCCAGCACGAGCUUACUUGGUAUGAACCAACUGGACAUGAACCAACCGGACACGAAUCAACCAAGCACAAGCCUACCUGACACCAACCAACUGGGCAUGAAACAACCGGGCAGGAGCCAAUCCGGCAUGAGGCAACCAGGUAUGAACCAACUAGUCCCGAGCCAACCAGGCAUUUGGCAACCAGUCAUGAGCCAAUCAUGCAGUAGCCAAUCAGGCAUGAGUCAACUGCAACCGUACCCGAGUCAAGCCAGCACAAGUCAACCAUAUGCGAGGCAACCAGGCCCAAGCCAAUUAGGCCUGAGUGAACCAGGCAUGAGGCAAUCAUACUCGAGCCAAUCCAGCACAAGUCAGCUAGGCAUGAAGCAAUCAGGCCUGAGCCAAUCAAGCAUAAGUCAGCCAGGCACGAGCCAAUCAGGCAUGAGUCAACUAAGCCUGAGGCAACUAGGCUGGAGCCAAUCAGGCACGAGUCAACCAGGCCCAAGCCAAUCAGGCACAAGCCAAAGAAGCAGGAGCCCAGCAGGCAUGUUGCAACCAGGUCCUUGCCAACCAGGCGUGAGGCAAUCAAGCUUGAGGCAACCAGGCAGGAGCCAAUCAGGCACGAGGCAACCAAGCAUGAACUCUUUCCGAGUAAGACCUGCGGAGGCUCGAGACUGCCCAGAAAUCCUGCGCCUAAUUAAAGAAUUGGCUGCCUGUGAAAACAUGCUAGAUGCAGUGAAGUUAACAGCAUUGGAUUUACUCAGGGAUGGCUUUGGGGACAAUCCCCUUUUCUACUGCUUAAUUGCAGAAGUACAGAGUCAACAAAAACCAUCAGGCAAAGUAACCAUUGGAUUUGCCAUGUACUACUUUACAUACGACCCCUGGAUUGGCAAGUUACUUUACCUAGAAGACUUUUAUGUCAUACAAGCUUACCGAGGUCUAGGUAUUGGGGCUGAAAUGUUGAAGAGGCUAAGUCAGAUAGCCAUCAGAAGCCACUGUAACUGCAUGCACUUUCUUGUCGUCAUUUGGAACCAGGCUUCUAUUGACUACUACACUCGUCGAGGGGCUUUAGACCUUUCCUCUGAGGAGGGCUGGCAUCUGUUCAGGUUUAACAGAGAAGAACUCAUGGACAUGGCAGGGGAACAGUGAAAGAUGACUCAUCACAACUUGUCCCAACAACACAGGCUCCCACAUUUGAAUGUCACCUGAGUCCAACAAAAGUUUGACUUUGAGUGUUGUACAAUACAGCAAGUGACCAAACUCUGGUUUGAACAGAUCUUUUACUUUGAAACAUAUUUUGCAGAUACAGUCAACUCUCCAUUAUCCAAAAUAAUAUACUAAUGGCUAGUAGCAGAGCUGAUGAUUCAAGAGUAGAUAAUUCAAAAAUCACUUAUACUUGGCUUUAGGAUAUUUAUUUUUUGCCUACCACAUCUCACUAAAUUUAAGAUGCUUAUAUUUUCACAUCUUAACAUAUCUGACAUUGGGAUAACUAUAAUGACCAACUGGCAGUACUUUUUUCUUAGCGGUAAGUAAUGUGUCUUAGAUUUGAUGAAAAAUGAGUGUGUUUGAUUAUAAACAGAUCUGAGGUACAAAAAAUUUACUUAAAAUACUGAAGCUAAAUUAUGAAGAGCUUACUUAUGAAAAACUAGUAAAUGAACUGCUUCCCCACCUUGAGCAGCUCAAGUACCACUGCCUCCUUGACAUCAUCCCAGAACUACAUUCCAUCUCUGAACAUCUACUUCUCUUUGGUUGUACCUAUCUUAGGGCAGAUACUACAUAUAACACUGUAUUUGUACAUGUUUCUAUCCUUUCUAGUAGAAUAUAAGCCCUUUGAUAGAAUUAUAAUUAUUUUUACAUCCUGUGUUACAACCAGCACGGUAGAACAUAUAAGUUCCUACUAUGUACCAGGUAUUUUGUGGGCAUAAAAGCUACAGAAAGAUGAUUCAGUCAUACCCACAAGGAGCCGUGUCUGUGAAAAAAAUACUAGUUUUAAUUUUAUAAUAAAUUGUAUGGGCUAUGAUAGCUAUAAAUACCAAGUGUGAGGGAAUAUAGAGAGAGCAUCUAAAUCCUACCUUGGAGAACUGAGAAAGGUGACACUGGAAUUGGGUUUGAAGAAUGAACAAGAAGUUAGAAUAUAGAGCAGGAUGAGACAGAAAAAAAUUCUAAGAUGAGACACCAGCAUAGGCAGAGAAAAAGAGACACAAAAGAACAAAGCAUGUCCAAGAAGCAAGUGCUAUGUUACAGAUAAAAUAUAACAUACAUUGGCAGCAGGGUGGGUGGGGAGAGAGAAGAUAGGAUUAAAGUUGAGCUGGGAUCAUAUAUGAAGGGCCUUAUAUGUCAUACUAAGGAGUCUUGAUUUGAUUCUGUAGGCAAUGACGAACCACUGAAGUUUUCAGAAAGACAACUAUCCACAAUAGUUGUUAGACAACUAUUUCAUAAUAAUAUGACAGAUGGGUUAGAAGAAUAGGGUAGCAGACACUGUAUGUUAACUCAAACUCAACACCCAUUCCAAGUCCCUUACCCCUUGCCUUCCUCAUGAUAGAAAAAAAUAUGUUUUAUGUUUUGCCAAUCCUCAUUGCGCUAAGUGUGGCUACAUGACAAGUUCUGGUCAAGAUAUAGACAGAAGUCUUUUGAGAGGGGUUCUAAGAAAGCAUUUACUUUUCUGAUAAAAAGAGGUCAGAAGCAUCUGGUACACAGUUUGCCCUAACCCUUCUUCAUGCUUUGAAUGUGUAUAUGCUCCCCAUAGGUACAGCAGCCAUUUUGUGACUAUGAGGUGAUAAAUCAACAUGCUAAAGAGCAGAGUGGAAAGAGAAAAAGUCUAGGUCCUUGAUGGCACCAAUGAGCCACUGUACCAACCCUGUACAACCUAAUUCCAGACUUUAAAUAGACUCUUAUUUAUUUAAGCUAAUGUUACCUGGUUUACUGUUACUUGCAAAUAGAACACAUUCUGAAGUGACAGGAAGCAAGAGUGAUGGCAGGCAGAUUAACCAGAAGGCUACUGUAAUAAUCCAGGAAAGUGAUGAUAAAGACUUAAAUGAGAACAAGGAUUAGAGAAGGUAGAAUAGGUUUGAGAAACAGAGAUUAGGGCAGAGAG